AUGAAUAACAAUAAUCAAAACCAAGAACAUGUUCAAAACGAACAAAACAGAAAUCUAUUUCGUUUUUCGUAUUCCAUCAGUGGAACUUCAACGCGUUUAGAUCAAUUAUUUACUAAUAACAACACCGAUAAUAAUAAUGACAACCAAAACCAGCAAUCGGAUAUCUUCUCAAUCUUCACCAAUGGACAAGAGAACCUUUUGGCUUAA
Ambispora gerdemannii is the source of this 207-nucleotide messenger RNA. NCBI's taxonomy places the organism in Eukaryota, Fungi, Glomeromycota, Glomeromycetes, Archaeosporales, Ambisporaceae. The record is from the annotation of a GenBank genome assembly.